AUGACUGCAACCACCUGUCCUCCACGUUCCGACGACAGCACAUGGGGCCUGCCAGAGCGCAAGCUGAGGCUCAUCCUGUCAGGGAGGACAGGGGCGGGGAAGAGUGCCACUGGGAACAGCAUCCUGGGCCAGAGGGUCUUUGUUUCCAGGAUCAGGGCCACCUCAGUGACCACAACCUGUGAGGUGGGGAACUGCAGGUGGCGUCAGUGGCACAUGGAAGUCAUGUACACCCCGGACCUUUUCAGCUCCCAAGUCCCCAAGACAGAUCCGGGAUUCCAGGAGCGGACGCGCUGCUACCUGCUGUCAGCACCAGGGCCCCACGCAGUGAUCCUGGUGACUCAGUUGGGCCACUUCACAGCGCAAGACCAGCAGGCCCUGAGCGCGCUCAAGGACCUGUUCGAGGACCACGUGACAGCACGCACCAUUAUGCUGUUCACACACAGGGAAGACCUGGCAGGGGGCUCGGUGCAGGAGUUCGUGCGUGACACGGACAACCGUGCACUGCGGGGGAUGGUGGAUGAGUGUGGGGACCGCGUGUGCGCCUUCAACAACCGGGUGGUGGGCACAGAGCAGGAAGCCCAGGUGCAGGAGCUGCAGGGGCUGGUGAAGCACCUGCUGGUGGCCCACUCCAGUGUCCCCUUCACCAACAAGGUGUACCACCUGGCACAGAACCUCACCAAAAAGAACAAGGACCAGGAGGAGCAGAAGCUCAGGGUGGCCAAGAAACUGCAGGACCGCCAGCAGGCCUGGUGGAGACAGCUGUUCAGGGAGCUGGGUGGCAGACAGAGAAGAUGAUCCGGGCCCUGCUGCUGGGCACCCUGGUCAAGGUCUGGCUGCUGCUCACCAGACACCAGCCUGAGGCCCAGAUCGGUCCUCAGUGACAGGCUGUAAACAGGACCUUGUCCCACCACCUGACAGUCAUACUCAUCUCUGCUGUCUGUGCCUCCAGGGUCUGCAGGCUUUGCCCGUGUCCCUCACCUGGCAGUAAUCUACCAACGACAAAGUCCUACCAGGGCCCGCUGCCCACCUCCCCGCAUCCCUGCCCUGUGACCUGGCCUCUCUGGGCUCCUUUCCUACUUAAGCCAAGUAACUGUUGUUGCUUUUCCUGGUUUCUGCUGACCUCAGGCUGUGUCCCCUGUCACUGAAUCAGCCCCAGUGUCCACACCAGACCAAGUAUGGGAACCCACACAAACCCUCAGUCCAUUCCCAUUUGUUUCAGUUGACCAUGAAUUGAAUGAAUAAAUGCACUGGACAUUCA
This is a messenger RNA of Phyllostomus discolor (pale spear-nosed bat), 1258 nucleotides long. Its product is annotated as GTPase IMAP family member 1-like. Gene Ontology annotation, molecular function: GTP binding. The transcript is spliced from 2 exons. Gene Ontology annotation, cellular component: endoplasmic reticulum. The record is from RefSeq and is a predicted model, not a curated record. The coding region runs from base 1 to 795 and encodes 264 amino acids. NCBI's taxonomy places the organism in Eukaryota, Metazoa, Chordata, Mammalia, Chiroptera, Phyllostomidae.